Messenger RNA from Gordionus sp. m RMFG-2023, 2076 nucleotides. RefSeq lists its product as uncharacterized. The transcript has 2 exons. The coding region runs from base 1 to 2076 and encodes 691 amino acids. The record is from RefSeq and is a predicted model, not a curated record. NCBI's taxonomy places the organism in Eukaryota, Metazoa, Nematomorpha, Gordioida, Chordodea, Parachordodidae.
AUGAAGGAAUUUACCGAUUACGAUCUAGUUCUACCGAAUUGCAAGAUACUAAAAUUAAAUGUUUCUAAAAAGGAUAUCGAUAAUUCGGAAACUUAUUCGCAAAAUAUGCGAUUAGACUGCCUGGCAGACAAGACGUCUCCUUUGACUUAUAUUGACUCGAGUAUGAAGCGAGAGGAAAAUUCGAAAAGAAAAAACGCGUUACCACUUUUCAAAAUAAAGGUUAAUUCAACGGCCUUACGACUACAUUAUGGCGGUGAUAAUAAUUUGGAGUAUUGCAAAUACGAAAGAAUCUUGAGGGACAUAAAUUCGGGUAAUCCGGAUGACAGUAUUACUUAUACCAAACCUGUCAAGUUUAAAUUCGAUGUUACGGUACAUAUAAAUUCUACUCAUUUUCGAAAACGCGAUGAUGCCAAUCAGAAUUUCGACACAUUCAUACGGGUCAGAUGUUUUAAUAACAAGUCGGUAAUUUAUCGAAAUGUGCACAUAGUUGUCCGGGAAUCGGUGUCAAAUUACGUCAUGUCCCAAUCAUCGAAUAAAUAUGAUAAAUCAGCAACGCCCAAGUUUAAUGUGUUGCUCGUGGGGAUAGAUUCGACAUCGAAUAAGAAUUUCGAGAGAGGUUUGGUUAAAACAUAUAAAUACUUGAGUGGUAUAAGAGGAAAAAAACUUUUCGCUUACAAAGGCUACGUCAAGAUAGGAGAAAAUACGUAUCCAAAUUUGAACGCGCUGCUAACCGGAAAAUAUACAUGGGAAUUUCCUAAUGAUGAGCGAAGCUAUCUUGAUAAUAUCAGUUUGAUAUGGCACGAAUACGAAAAACAUGGUUAUUCCAGCAUUUACUUAGAGGACGAACCCUUUAUGUCGACUUUUAAUUAUAUCAAAUACGGAUUUUAUAAAUCGCCAACUCAUUUUUAUUUUAGACCAUUUACGCUGGAACUGAGAGAUACGAUGAGCAAACUAUCAUCGGAAGAUUAUUGUUGUGUGUAUGGUAAAAAUGAGGUUGAAAUGUUGUUGGAUUAUUCGAAGGAAUUGAUCAAGGAAAUGGAACGAUCAAACCAGCCCUAUUUUAAUCUUAAUUUUUUAACUCGGUACACUCACCCACAACUACGGGGAAUUGAUGACGUGGAUAACCUUUUAGUUGAUUAUUUUAAGGAUCUGAUAGAGAGCCAUCACUUAAAGAAUACUUUUAUCUUCCUAUUCGGCGAUCACGGUUUAAGGUUUGGGUCAUUUAGAAAGACAUUGAAUGGAAUGUUGGAAGAUCGCAUGCCUUUCCUGCUAGCAAUUCCUCCCGAUAAUUUCUUUACCAAAUACAAUCAAGAUGAAACCAUAUUCGAAGCCAACACGCGUAGCCUAUUAGCGCCCUUCGAUUUCCAUAAAACGUUGCUCGAUUUGCUUGAGAUAUCAAACAUUGAACAAGUUCCAUUGGCCGUAACAGAUGAUCCCGGAGAAUAUUACACAUUAUACCCUAGUGAUAUAGGUAAUACCAGGGGUAUAAGUUUGCUACAACCCAUACCAAAGGAUCGUACAUGUGAAUCGGCUAAUAUACCUUAUCGCUAUUGUCCUUGCAAUUGGAUAAAGCUGAAUCCUUCACAAAUGCUCAAAAACGUUUCUUCGGAUGAAGACCAACUUGCUAUAGGUAUAUCUAAGCUCAUUUUAUACGGUGUCGAUUUAGUGCUUAAGAAGAUGAAAGAUGACUUAUCAAAUUAUAGUAGUAUUUGUUUAAUAGAUGAAUUGAAUCAGCAUUCUAUAAUGAAUACAAUUUUGGUAGCAAAUGACAAAAUUAAUUUCCAGGAUUUUCAAAUGCUCUCAACGUUAAAUGUAAACACCAAUAUUACUAAAACAGGGAAUGCGAAAAUCAGUAAAAUUUUACUAUCCAAAAUAUUCGGUUUGUUAAAAGGGUUCUUACUGGUAUUCAAAGUACUUGCUAAUGAAGCUGUAUUUGAAACGACAUUAGUUUUUGACAAGCAAAAUGUAUCUAGAAUAUUCGAAGACCCAGAGAUAUUGACGUUGGAUUAUUACGAGACCAAUUCGGCUUGCAUGCAAAUUGAAGAAUUCAAAAAAUAUUGUCGCUGUAGAUCUUAA